AUGUCCGGGGCUUCCCCUCUCUACUCGUCGUUCUCCGACACGGAUGUCUCCCCUGCCGAUGUCGUAUUCAUUGACAAUAUCCAGCUCUCCGCCAACAUAGGGCCUGACUGGUGGGGGCGUAUCCGCGAGCAGCCCGUGUCCCUCAGCGUGUACGUCCAUCUACGCCCGUCCUAUCUCGACCGUGCAGGCGCCUCGGACAAUGUUCGCGACUCAGUCCACUACGGGAAGCUUUGCAAGGCGCUCUCAGUACUUUCCAAACCAGCCAUGGGCCAGUAUUUCAGCGCGGAUGGCCACUGGUUCGGCGUGCACGGCCUUGCCCGCGCCGCGUCGAACGUCACUUUCCAGUUCGCGGGUGAUGCGGCGGAGCGCGUGCACAUCGUCAUAGUCUCCGCGAAACUCAUCCCCCUCACGGGCGAGUUCGUGUUCGAGAUGUCGUCCCCGCCCAGUGGCUCCUCGCUCGACAGCCGCGUCCGCGUGUCAUUGCGCGACCUCGUCCUCCCCGCGAUCAUUGGCGUCAACCCGCCUGAGCGAGAGGCGAAGCAACGCAUCGUGACCAGCAUCACCGUGCGCGAGAACCCUUUCCACCCUACUCCCGUCGACUAUCCCGCAAUUGUCUCGGCGGUCUCCAAGCACAUCGAGGCAUCGGCAUAUCAGACGCUCGAGAAGUUCGUGUUGGAUGUCGUCCGCCUCGUGUGCCUCUCGUCGGACGCCAUCGAGGGCGUCACUGUGCAGGCGAAGAAGCCCAGUGCGCUGUCGUUCGCGGACGCUGCGGGUGUGCAGAUCAGUCGCGAGAGGAGCGCGUUUGUUUGA
Molecule: messenger RNA, 810 nt
Organism: Sparassis crispa
Lineage: Eukaryota; Fungi; Basidiomycota; Agaricomycetes; Polyporales; Sparassidaceae
Exons: 2
Coding region: 1-810 (269 amino acids)
Biological process (GO): folic acid-containing compound metabolic process
Cellular component (GO): cytoplasm
Molecular function (GO): dihydroneopterin aldolase activity
Source: RefSeq, a predicted model, not a curated record